Antrostomus carolinensis (chuck-will's-widow) is the source of this 2751-nucleotide messenger RNA. RefSeq names its product cAMP-dependent protein kinase inhibitor alpha (gene PKIA). Gene Ontology annotation, molecular function: cAMP-dependent protein kinase inhibitor activity. Gene Ontology annotation, biological process: negative regulation of protein kinase activity. The transcript has 2 exons. The coding region runs from base 32 to 262 and encodes 76 amino acids. Lineage: Eukaryota; Metazoa; Chordata; Aves; Caprimulgiformes; Caprimulgidae. The record is from RefSeq and is a predicted model, not a curated record.
ACAGGUACUGCUAUGUGGAUAUUUGUUAGCAAUGACUGAUGUGGAAUCUACAUAUGCAGACUUUAUUGCUUCAGGAAGAACAGGUAGAAGAAAUGCGUUACAUGACAUACUUGUGUCUUCUCCGGGUGGGAAUUCUAGUGAACUAGCCUUGAAGUUAUCAGAGCUUGAUAUAAACAAAGCAGAAGGAGAAGGAGAUGCACAACGAAAUCCAAGUGAGCAAACCGGGGAGGCCCAAGGGGAGGCAGCAAAGCAAGAAAGCUGACAUCCAACUUUGACCGACUGGAGCAGCUGCUGGAUGUUUUCAGACUACAAGAGCAUGCUGGAACAAAUCUGUUUCCAUGAGCAAGCUGGUGAAAAAGAAAGUGCAUGUGUCUUCACUGCUGAAACCCACUCAGCACAAUGCUAAAAAUGGGGGUACAAGCUGUGGCAGAAGACAGAAUUUUCUCUACCUCUGUCAUUAGCAAUGGUUGAACAUGUAUUGAUUUUUUGGGAUAGUGUCAUCAGAUGGAUCCCUUCAUAAUGACUACUUGAUGAGAACAAUUUUAGGAAGUAGAACAGGUAAAUCUUGUAGCAAAUGGCCUUUGAAACAUCAGAGGAUCUAAUUGUCUAUCUUAAGCAAAGGCUUGUGUGAUCCUCAGAGUUUAAAAUUCUCUGGCCAAAGUGUUCACCCAUUAAAAGAACUGUAAAGAAAGCACUGUUUUUAGAACUUUGCGUCUGUUCUACAGCUCUGUUAUUUACAAUGUUUUUUGUAUUGUACAACUUAAAUGCUCCACACUGCCCCUUCUCAACUGCUUAUGAAGAAUAUUUCUGUUACUGUGAAUUUUUCUACCACGCGUUUUGAAAGGGCUGGUUUUUUGCAUAAUGUGGUGAUGUGCACAUGAUAGAUUUAAAACGUCAACCGCUAAAUUGAUUAUGCCUAAACCUAAAUGAGUCAGCAACACUCUAAUUUGUUACUAGAUAAGCCUUCAAAACGAUUUGUUAAUGUGAAUACUUCAGCGUGUUUUGUGUCCUUGGUACAGUUUUGCCACUUGCCUGUAGUUAGUUGCAUAUCAGAGACUCAAAUCGAAUCUUUUAUGUUAUUCUUCCCCAUUUUUCUAAUUUUACUCCCAAUUUCUUAAGCUUUCUCCAAGAUAUUUUUUUUAAAAUGUUAGUCCAAGUAUUUUAUUGUUAUGGUAGUUUUAAGAAUACAUUUGUGACCUUAUAUGAGUUUAAAUUCAAACAAAUUCCAUGGUGCUAGAGAUUUUCCUGGUUCGCAUUGUUAAAGAUAGGCCUUGUUUACACACAGGAGAAUAACUGGCAUAGGUUAUUGCCAAUUAUAUAAUCUGGAAUGAGUUUUAGAUUGCAGGAUAGUCCAACUGGUGGAUCAUGGGCUGGAUCCAGCCAGGGGACUAUUUUUUCUAUUCCUUGCCUUUGCCUCAGUUGAUCAGGCUGUUGAGUUUGCACAGCCAGUAGCCUGUUACUGAUGCACCGGUCACAGCCAAGUGCUAGAAAAGCUGGUACAGCAGCCUUUUGGCCAGGUUGCAGAGAGGGAAGUGAGAGACUUGGCAUCUAGCACCUGAAAGACUAAUUUAUUUUUUUUCCCAUUUCAGCUAUUCCAAAAUGACAGUCCAAACUGGACCUUCAUUGAAAUACCAGGAUAGCUUGUCCAUCCAGGGGAUUGCUUAAAAUAUCUACAAAUUAAUAACCUAUUUUUCAGUAGCUAUGCUGGUUGAUUCCUUCCCCCCCCCAUCCCACCCCAACAGACAAGGUCAUAUAUGAGGCUGAAUGCUGCAAAAUGGUGCAGCCACACCUCUGUGUGACUAAGGUGAGUCAAGAGAGUGACUGACUAGUCAACCAUGGCAAUCACAUAAACACCAAUCACAAAGUCAGAAGAUUUGUUUUCUUUUAUUAACAGGAGGUGAUGUCACUUUCUUUAUAUAUAGUAUAUAUAAUAUAUAUAUUUUUGUGUUGUUGUUGGUUUCAAAUGUUAUGCACUUUUUAAUGUUUGUAAACUUUUACUAAUGAAUAGUGUGAUUGCUUCCUGAAUAUAUUAAUCAUCAGUUAGCAAAACAUCUUUGUGGCCACAGCUAUUUGUUUCUACCAUAUGUAUCAUAGUACUUGUCACCUGAAAUUCUUUUGUGAGAUGUGUGGAGAAAAAAAAAACAAACAAACCACUUCUGAUCAGUAUUAUGAGCUCAUUUAUUAGUGUUAAUAAAAAACAAGCCAGCGGUAUGCUUGUGGCUCCUUAGUGUAAUAUUAACUCUCACCUUUAACUUUUUGGAAGCUGGAUGCUCACUGUCUUAUUAGUUGUCAAAUGCCCUAUCUUCUUGGUAACAGUAGUAGUCCAUUUGCUUUGGAAAUACUAUUACCCUUAAACUAAUUUAUUCAUUUGUUUCACUUAAUGUUCCUUUCAAAGUUAACACAUUAUUGAUUUUUUUUUUUUUUUUUUUUAAUUAUUUACCCCCUCCUUGCUCUUGCAUCAGGUCUUCAAGCUUAACUAGUUGCCCCUUUAUCAUGGACUAGUUACUGUCAAUCUAGCACAAACACCAGAAGGAAUAAGAUUCUGGGGCUUUUUGUAGUGUUACUUUAUUGAUGAUCCAUGAAACAUCAUCAAUAAAAUGUCGUGGAAAAAGGCAAUAGCGAAAUAAGUAAUUACAGUACAUUAAAGUGUUGGUUUUCCUUAUUUUCCUUCAGUGCUUUUCUUUAUUUCAAUACACUUUCCUUCUUAAUUCUUCUGUGUUGUGAAAUAAAAUCAUUUCAGCCUUCCCUUUC